AUGUUGCCAGCAGCGCGAGAGCCCACACCAGGCCGAGUCGCCAAUCCACAAUUCGACCUAACCGCGAAGGGCUGCUUGGCUGUCCAGACCCCCCUACCGCUGGCUUCGUACGCGCCCAAGGGGGCCGGGACAGCGCUGGCAAGGCAAGGUACAUGUACCGGCCGGCUGAGCGGUACCUCGUACGCACCGGCGACUGUGCCCAGCACUGUCCAGGUACAUGCCGCUGCGGUGCUGGAAAGCGAAAAAGUACCCGUUGUAACCAACUGGCAGCGCUCAGUUCCAGUUCCCCACCCCGAGCUUGUGCUUGUCCACUCUGAACCUUGA
This is a messenger RNA of Trichoderma aggressivum f. europaeum, 324 nucleotides long. RefSeq lists its product as uncharacterized. NCBI's taxonomy places the organism in Eukaryota, Fungi, Ascomycota, Sordariomycetes, Hypocreales, Hypocreaceae. Bases 1 to 324 code for a protein of 107 amino acids. The record is from RefSeq and is a predicted model, not a curated record. The transcript has a single exon.